Molecule: messenger RNA, 1224 nt
Organism: Penicilliopsis zonata CBS 506.65
Lineage: Eukaryota; Fungi; Ascomycota; Eurotiomycetes; Eurotiales; Aspergillaceae
Exons: 5
Coding region: 133-1224 (363 amino acids)
Source: RefSeq, a predicted model, not a curated record
GUUGGGUCCCUGUCGGGUCUAGCGUUGUCAGCAUGUGACACGAGGACUCCUGAAUCCUGGCGGUUCCCUUGAAUAGACAGGGAGUUUAUCUCUCAUCUCUUCUCAUCUCUCUCAUCUCAUCUCUCAGUCAACAUGUGCUCACAAAGCUCCCUGCUUCUUGCCAUCGCUGCCAUGAUACUCUCCGUCGCGGCUAACAAUUGCUCGACCGGCUCCUACGUCGUGGUGAGCGACCAGACGGAGCUCGACGCAGCUCUCGCCGGGUGCUCGUCUUUCGGACGCAAUAUUGUCAUCGGCGAGUCGUAUGACGGGGUCGUGGACUUUGCGAACGUCACGCACUUCUCUGGAGAAAUUGGCUCGAGCGGCGAUGGGACACCCAAUGUGACAGAGAUCCUGUUGCCGGACGCGGUGGAGUGCUCCAGUUUGGAUUUCUCUGGGAUGACGAAUUUUCGAAACAUAUCUGCGCCCAAUCUGUCAACCAUCACGUCCCUUCGAGAGGAUAGCAGCACGGUUCUGACAGUAGACUUGCCCGAGGUGAGCUCCGCAGCAGUUUUAGAGAUUGCCGGGCACUCGUUGCAGGUGAAUAUGGCAAAGCUCGAAAACGUGACUGUGUUCCUUCAGCUCACGAAUGGCGAUUCAUCCGAUGCCUUUGCCGUCGACCUGCCCGCCUUGCGCUACGCAAGCGAACUCAGCAUCACCGGAUCUUUAUCUAGGAUCUCCCUGCCGGCGCUAGAUUCUGUGCAGGAUUCGAUCGAAAUUGGCAUUUCCGGCGACGCAAUCGAUCUCACUCUUCCACGCUUGAAAGAAGCUGGGAGCAUGUUGAAUCUACAGGGGAAUUUCAGCAGCAUUGAACUCCCUUCGCUCGUGGAAGCAACCAACGCAACAAUCCAGAUUGAGCCCUCUGCGCCAUUGAGCCUCAACUUCACCCAUCUCGUCCGAGCGGGCAAGAUCGUGUUGACGGGGGAGAUAACCGAUGUUCAUUUUCCUGUCCUUGAAUCGGUCGACUCUAUUUCCAUCACUUCUAGCACGCAGGUCAACUGCACCGGUUACUAUCAGGCAGUCAAUCGUACACAUCUCGCCAACGACGGAGAGUCUGCAUGUUCCGGUAUCUCGGCUAACCAGUCAUCAUCUUCUGAUAAGAAAGCAUCAGAGGGGACCAAGAUUGGGGUGGGAGUUGGUGCCGGCGUGGGAGGACUCCUUGUUCUACUCGGUGCCUGGCUGCUUUGA